Messenger RNA from Chinchilla lanigera (long-tailed chinchilla), 4070 nucleotides. It is a transcript of the gene Fgf1, whose product is annotated as fibroblast growth factor 1 (acidic). Gene Ontology annotation, biological process: fibroblast growth factor receptor signaling pathway; positive regulation of cell population proliferation; positive regulation of protein phosphorylation. Gene Ontology annotation, molecular function: fibroblast growth factor receptor binding; growth factor activity. Bases 560 to 1024 code for a protein of 154 amino acids. The record is from RefSeq and is a predicted model, not a curated record. Gene Ontology annotation, cellular component: cytoplasm. Lineage: Eukaryota; Metazoa; Chordata; Mammalia; Rodentia; Chinchillidae. The transcript has 5 exons.
GUGGGCACGCCAUGUCCGCCGCCCUUGCAGGGGCCCAAGAAGGUGGCCUCUCCACCCACUCCUCCAUCUCCCUCCCCAGGAUCUCAAAGCUGGGAGGCCACCUGCUAGUGUGUGGGUGAGGAGGGUUUCACUUAGUUCUCCCUCGGGGCUCCCUUGGGUUCCAUUCGCACUAGGACGGGAGGACAAGUGAAUCCAACAGCCUCAGGGGGGAUCAGGGCAUCGCCUCUUCUUCUUCCUGAAGGACACUCCCUUCAGAUGGUGAAUGGGAACUCCCUUCCUCCUGCAGCAGCCGGCCUGCGGGCGUCCUGAUAGUCCGGUGUGAAUGCGGCAGUGUGAGUGCUCUGCUGCGGCUGCUGCCACUGCCCGGAGGGAAAGCGCCCCAGAGCCGAGGCGAGAGAGCUGCAGUAACCCAGAGGCUCAGAGAGCAGGCUCAGGGCUGCUGGGAAGCAGCCACAGCAAGGUGACGGUGACAGACAGAGCAGAGGGCACCAAGUGGAUGCAGUUUCCCCUGGGACAGCUUUUCAGUCCUGAGAGUGCCACAGUACCCCGCUGCUGAGCCAUGGCUGAAGGAGAAAUCACAACCUUCACAGCCCUGACUGAGAAGUUUAACCUGCCUCCAGGGAAUUACAAGAAGCCCAAACUGCUGUACUGCAGCAACGGGGGCCACUUCCUGAGGAUCCUCCCAGACGGCACGGUGGAUGGGACCAGGGACAGAAGCGAUCAGCACAUUCAGCUGCAGCUCAGUGCGGAAGGCGCGGGGGAGGUGUACAUAAAGAGCACCGAGACCGGCCAGUACUUGGCCAUGGACACCAGCGGGCUUCUGUACGGCUCACAGGCACCAGGUGAGGAAUGCUUGUUUCUGGAAAGGCUGGAGGAAAACCAUUACAACACCUACACGUCCAAGAAGCAUGCAGAGAAGAGCUGGUUUGUUGGCCUGAAGAAGAACGGAAGCUGCAAACGUGGUCCUCGGACUCACUAUGGCCAGAAAGCAAUCCUGUUCCUCCCCUUGCCAGUCUCUGACUAGAGAAAUCUGCUCUGGGCACCGACCACUCCAGAGGAGCCUUGAGGGAUCCUCACCUGGUAGACCCCAAAAUGUUCCCUUAACCAUUGGCUGCACUAACCCCCAGCCCACAGAGCCUGAAUCCGUAAGCAGUGCACUCCUAUAUGCCCAGUUCAUUUUUCGCAGAGCCCUUUGCCCUGGCACAGCUUGGGACAGAAGGACCAAAUUGCCUCUAGGGACCAAAUGGCCAGUCUGAGUCUGGGUGUGGGUGUCCAGUUGCCUCGGCACCUGCUGCAGGCUGAGCUUCUCAAUGCAAAGGCGGAGCCGAGUGAAGUGUUAAGGGGUCUGCUGUGUGGGUCACUCGUAACCCUAACGCUGCCUGCUACUGAGUAAACCUUUGGCUGAAGUCCCCCAAACACCUACCCUGGCUGCCUUUUCUCCUUUCAGGGUUCCACAAUUAUUAGCAAAGAACCUGAUUUCAAGGUUAGAGGAAGGCAGCAUUCCAUGACAGAAACAAGAACAGAGAAUCACAGAAAGGGUCUGAAAUGAAAAGGGAAGUUGCGUGUUGGCGCGCAGCUUAGAAGGAUGGAUCCCAGCACAGGGGAGGCUCAGCUGCAAGUGGGGAGCUGAAGGCAGGGAGGCUCAGCCACAGGAAAGCAGGCUGAAAGUCGUGCUGCCGACCUUCCCAAGGUUACGAGCAGCACUGGAAGCCCCUGACAUCCCGGGAGAGCAGGCACUAGACGUGGUUUCUCAGUAAAGGCAAUGACUUCGAGGUUGGGGCAUUCAGCCGGGUCUAGGAGGUGGGGCUAGGAGGGGAUGGGGGGUGCUGUCUUCCAAAAGGGAGGACUUUAGAAGCAAGCACAGAGAAAGUGACACCAUCGCUUGUGCUUAGCCUCUAAGAAGCAGAGGUCUCGGGGUCCUGGCAUGGGGCUCCCUGCUCCGAUGUGCUUUACAGCUCACCUGGGGACCUAGUUUGUGUGCAGAUUCUGAUGCGGUGAGGCCGGGAGCAGUUUCUGUGUUGCCAACAGCCUCCCAGAUCCCGCAGCGGCUGCUGCUUUCCCCUACCUUCCUGUAAGGAGCAGAGCCUAAAGAGCAUUAUUCAAAUAAAGGUGGCUAAAUCCUUGACCCUCACUAGCUCUGCCUCAUUGUAAACGCACACACACUCCAGGUGGCUCCCUCAACCCCGGGCAGCAUCCACGGUAGUUACGCCUGUAUCGAGAAGCACGAUUUUAAGGCCCCUUGGCCCAGAGCCCAUAAAAUGCCCAUUUAGAAAAACACACAAAAGCAUACUUCAAAAAAAUGUUAAAUCCUCCCAAACAGCUUUUCUCAAGAGACCAUUUCUGUUACCAUUACUUGUAUAAAUACGCUUCCUGCUUAACGUAAACUUGACCCAAGUGGCUAGCAAAUUAGAAACACUAUUCAUCUCCGACAUGUGAUACUGAUGCCCUGGGAAGGCCUUUAAUAAGCCAUUUAAAUUUAUGGUGAGACUGUAUGUUUUAAUCACAUUUUAAAAUAUAUAGCUUUAAGGCAGUUAAACACAUUAGCAUUCAGCCACUGAGAAUGAUAAUAAUAGGAUAUGAUAUACAAGCUACUCAGCUAAUACUUACACUGCAUUUACUUGUGGGAUUGCUGUCUUCCAUUGUGCUGUUUCCGAAUUUUCUUUUGAAAAUGGGUUCUCAUAAGCAAUGAUACGAUAAUUGUGGGUAAAACUGAUGAGAGUGUUAGCUCAUGUUUUACAGGGAAUUGCAGUCAUUAUUAAUGGAAAAAUAAUUCCUCUGCAGUCAUUAUGAAUUGAAAAAUAAUUCCUUAUUAAUUGAACUGUCAUACUUAGGACAGAAGAAAAACAAUGUGAAAGUUCAGCGUGACAAUGCAACUGAGGAACUGAAACGAGCUGACAUGAUGGUGAAUAGCAGUGCCCUGCUUUCGUACAGCAAAAUGAUUCCACCACCUUUUGUUUGUAUAACUUGGAUAAGAUGAUUCUCUUUUAUUUUUGUAAAUCUUUGCAUGCAAGCUGGGGAUAAGGCAACUGGGCUUACCAUCACUUUAGUAAGAAUAUCUGGCCUGUGAAAGGUACUCAGAAAGGAGAUGUAAGAUAUUUAAUAUUCCAUAAUAUUUAUUGUGUGAAUCAAAUUUAAGUGUAACAUUGGCCAAGAAAAAUUAAAUACUGUUGCUAACAGACGAGAUGAUGGCCUGUGAUUUCAGAGGCCCCAAGCACUACAGGAGGCUGUAGCCUGAUGUCUCAGCCCAGCCAUCAUGCACAUAUUUGCUCAGUGACUAUUACUUGCCCCCUGUGUGCCAGGCAUUGUACUGGGCGCUGGGCUUCUUGGGGACCAUUUCUGUCUAGAUUGCUGUUGUGUGCUCUGAAGGGCAUUACUUUAUGUUGAAAGAUGCUGUGGAUUCCUUUCUUUUAGUCAAGUAAAAAUACAGCCUCUGCUGUAUACAGCUAUACAGUUACUGCUGCAUAAAUAGCACAUCCCAGACAUUCAGGAUUUGGAAGAUUUAGCAAUCCUCAACAUAAGAUGAACCUCUAAGAAAGUGGCAGAGGACAUGGCAAAGUCAACCCAACCUUUUCAACUUUAGAUCUGCAUCAGCUCCAGCGGGACUGCUAGAAGGAGGAAGAGCCCCGAAGAUCUUGUAAGAAGGAAGUGGCGGACAGCUUCCUUGUACUGUUCGGAAUCUGCGAACAUUAAACACAGGGACGUUCCUGUCUUGUUCUCUCUUCCAUAAGUAAGUCUUGCAGCCAUCGGCCUGUCCUAUGCCUCUCACGUGGACUCAUUUCCAGGCUGACUGUCACAAGGUACCUGCCGCUCUGUACAAAGCAUCUGGAGCAUCAAGACUUUUGAGGGUUGGGGAUGCAGUGGCAGUGGCUCAGCUGUCACUGAAGAUAAAGUCCUUCCUUUGUGUUGGAGGCACAAGAGCACGUGUCCUCAGUCUUGCAGAACAUUCUGCCUGAUAAGGUUGGCCUCCAGUGAAGGCCACACCUGCCAGCGGCUCCCUCCCUCUCCCUUCCUCUCCGUCCAUUCCCCCAUCUGCAUCUCACAAAUAUUAAUAAAUGUCCAGUAACAGCUGA